UUCAAUCGCUCAUAUUUUAUCGAAAUUUACCUGUAAAAAAUAUUAAUUUGAAAUUUGUGUUAAUUUAUUGUGUUUGCGUUGAUUUAAAGUUAACAAAAUGUCCUUUAAGUUCCUCAACAUUGACCUGAGCCAGCUGGAGUUCGAAUCGUGUUUGGGUUCCGGAUGUUACGGCGGAAGCGUCUGCUUGUACCGCAACCGUAAGGACAAACGCAACCGCCGGAUUGUGGUCAAAUCGAUUCCGUACAACAGCCCGGAAUACGCGUACGAGACCGUCACGAAGGAGCACACGAUUCUGUCGCAGGUCAACCACCCGAGGAUCCUCCGGUACUUUGGGUUCUUUCAAACGAACGAUUCUUGGAAUAUGAUCACGGAGUUUGCCGAGCGGGGAAAUUUGGCGGAGUUUUUGCACCGUCGCAAGCAGCAGGGCGCCUUCCUUACCCAGCGCGUCGUGAUGGCCAAGUAUCGUGACAUGGCGGAAGCGUUGCAGUAUCUGCACCAGCGCAAGGUUAUCCACCGGGACUUGAAGCCGGGAAACGUGCUGAUCGACGCGGACAAUCGUUUGAAGCUGGCGGACUUUGGCAUCGCCAAGAUUUGCACCAACGUGAGUCUGGACGAGGAGAUGAACAUGACGAUUGUAGGGACGCCGCUCUUCAUGGCACCGGAAGUGGCCAGCGGAAAGCGGUACGACUACAAGAGCGACGUGUGGCCACUGGGAGUAAUUUUCUACGAGCUGUGCAUGCUGGAACAUCCGUUUGUGGAGCGAUUUUUGGAAGGCGAGGAGUCGAUGGAGAGGAAGAAGUUUUCGCCGCCGCAAAUUGACUGCGCCCGGCACGGAUUCAGCAGGGACAUGCAGUCGCUGUGCGAGAUGAUGAUCCAGGUGGAGCCGAAGCAGCGCUGGACGCUGGAAAAGAUACUGAAGGACGAGCGCGUGGUUGGGCUGAUGGAACGUGAAAUGUGAGUAGAUUUGUUUUUUUACUUUUUGUAUUAUUUAC
Messenger RNA from Culex quinquefasciatus (southern house mosquito), 992 nucleotides. Its product is annotated as serine/threonine-protein kinase Nek5. The record is from RefSeq and is a predicted model, not a curated record. Bases 98 to 958 code for a protein of 286 amino acids. NCBI's taxonomy places the organism in Eukaryota, Metazoa, Arthropoda, Insecta, Diptera, Culicidae. Gene Ontology annotation, cellular component: cytoplasm. The transcript has 2 exons. Gene Ontology annotation, biological process: protein phosphorylation. Gene Ontology annotation, molecular function: ATP binding; protein serine/threonine kinase activity.